CUUCUCUUUCACUCUCUACCUUCGAACAUUCACCAGCAUGGGCCAACAGACAUGUCGGAUACAAUAGCACCCGCAGCAGGCAACCCCGAUGACGAGAGCCGUGUCCCAGACCGUCAAGGUACGCCGGAGCGGCCGCCUUAUUCCCCUGUCACGCCUGUCUUGUCGCACUUAACCCCAAUCCCCGAUGGCGCAGCCAUCAUCCCUCCGGGCCCCGAGCUCUCGCAAACGCAUCCAGGAAUCGCAUAUCAGAAUGGCAUGCACCCGAUCAAUAGGGUCUAUGAUGGUGUUCAGCACGAUAACUUCGCCAGAGUCCCCGUCCGGCCUGAGCCGUCACCUGUGCCCAUUUCGGAAAGUGACAAUCCAGACGUCAUUGCUCUACGCUCGGCGAUCUCCAUUCUGCAGGUGCAGAAACAGAGGGCUCUGAAUGAUAUCAAAGCGCUGGACCAAAUGAAAUCGGCGGCGGCGGCAGAUCCCGAGGGGUUUGCACAGGAGCUGAUUGCCGGUCGAUUGGCUCCACAGGACCAAAGGGAUUUCUUGGUAGACACAAGUCUGCCAGCCGAGGAGGAAGUAGAAGAGAGUGAUAGUAGCGGAAACGAAGAGGGUCGGAAUACAUCAAGCGCAAAAUCGUUGGACGAAAAAUUUGGAAAGAUUCCGACGCCGCAAAACGUCGUGCGCAUGCCGCCGAUCAACUGGGCCAAAUAUCACAUUGUCGGGGAGCCUCUAGAUCGGAUGCAUGAAGAGCAGCGGAACAGACCGCUUUCUGGGGAGCCGCGACAAGACCCAAAUCAACGAGCUCCGGAGCAUAUGAUAGCUGCUCCAUAUAGGCCGUUGACCGAUAAACUCGACAGCCCUGCGAAGUCGCGGUCUACGAAGAAAGAUAAAAAGGGUUGAUAAAGACCACACUAGUGAGCGAUUACUUUCUAACCAUACAGGAAUAGAGAUACCAGUAUAUGCGCUAUUCAGCUUGCACCCAGAGGUAGGAUACUCCAAAGCCUAUACUUCAGUAUAAUCAGCACACCGUCAUAAACAGCACUGAUGAGACAUGUCCCUUUCGAAGGGAAAAUAUGCAUGGCAUUCUUAUAUGUAUGCUGCUAAACGAUUCAUGUGCUCCGACGACUUGGGUUCUGUACGGUAUAUAUUGUCUAAAACACAUAGAUACAAG
This is a messenger RNA of Talaromyces proteolyticus, 1162 nucleotides long. RefSeq lists its product as uncharacterized. The record is from RefSeq and is a predicted model, not a curated record. Lineage: Eukaryota; Fungi; Ascomycota; Eurotiomycetes; Eurotiales; Trichocomaceae. The transcript has a single exon. The coding region runs from base 52 to 891 and encodes 279 amino acids.